This is a messenger RNA of Fusarium proliferatum ET1, 720 nucleotides long. Its product is annotated as putative hydrolase (HAD superfamily). The record is from RefSeq and is a predicted model, not a curated record. The transcript has a single exon. Bases 1 to 720 code for a protein of 239 amino acids. NCBI's taxonomy places the organism in Eukaryota, Fungi, Ascomycota, Sordariomycetes, Hypocreales, Nectriaceae.
AUGUCGCGGCCAACGAAGAUAAAAGCAGUCUUCUUUGACUUCAUGGGGACAUGCCUUGAUUGGCACAGUAGUGUCGUGCAGGCUCUACCCCCAGCUAUCCCCAAAGCCGAAGCCUCCAAAUUCGCUCUUGAAUGGCGGCGACGUUACUUCAUCGCCAACAGUGAGCGCCUUGCCCAAAAGCUUGAGCCCGAAGAUAUAGACGACACGCUCAUUCGCGUGCUUGAUAACGUGCUGGAAGACUCACCAGAGUAUAAGCAGCACUUCAAUGCGCCAAUCAAACAACAAUUGAUUACUGCCUGGCAUUCUCAGCCAGCUUGGCCAGAAGUUGGAAAGGCAAUUCAGUCGAUCCGAGAAGAUCUUGGUCUGGAAGUCUUUGUUCACGCCAACGGUACAACACGCCUGCAGCUCGACCUAACUCGCUUCGCUGGGCUCAAUUUCAACAUGCUCUUCUCCAGCCAACUGUUGGGUACGUACAAGCCAGAUCCCGAGGCGUACAACAAGGCUUUGCGACUCGUCAAGCUUAAGCCUGAAGAAGUUGUGUUGGUUGCGGCUCACGCAUAUGAUCUGAGAGGAGCUCAAAAUGUCGGAAUCAAGACGAUUUACAUUCAUCGUUGGACGGACGAUGUUGAUGAGGAUAUGGACAAGGUGAAGGGAGAGUUUGGUGCCUUUCUGGAGGGGAUGGAAGAGUUGCCUGCCACAAUUGAGAGAAUGCAAUCUUGA